Molecule: messenger RNA, 3002 nt
Organism: Sebastes umbrosus (honeycomb rockfish)
Lineage: Eukaryota; Metazoa; Chordata; Actinopteri; Perciformes; Sebastidae
Gene: nmur1a
Product: neuromedin U receptor 1a
Exons: 3
Coding region: 108-1409 (433 amino acids)
Biological process (GO): G protein-coupled receptor signaling pathway
Cellular component (GO): plasma membrane
Molecular function (GO): neuromedin U receptor activity
Source: RefSeq, a predicted model, not a curated record
GCGACAGACCAGGAGGAGAGUGGACGGAGAGAGCAGCACAUUGUUUACACCGGGGAAUAACAGCGAGGGAACACAUCACAGAGAGCGAGUCUGAUCACUUCAGCAGGAUGUCAGCUUAUAACUGCUCUUUUGAUCUAAUGGCUGAAAAAGGUGGUUGGCUUUGUCCUCCGGGGGAAAAGUGUAUCAAUCUGACCUCGGUGGUGAACGGAAGCCACAUUGAUCUGAAUGACGCAUGUCUGACAGAGGAAGAGUACCUGGAGAAAUAUCUGGGGCCUCGUCGAUCUCCUUGGUUCCUUCCCGUCUGCCUCAACUACCUGGUCAUCUUCCUGGUAGGAGUGGUGGGGAAUGCGCUGACGUGCACUGUCAUUGCACGCAACAAAGUGAUGUGGACGCCAACAAACUACUACUUGUUCAGCCUGGCGGUGUCUGACCUGCUGGUGCUGCUGCUCGGCAUGCCAUUAGAGCUGUAUGAGCUGUGGCAGAACUACCCUUUCCUCCUGGGGAAGGGCGGCUGCUACUUUAAAACGUUCAUAUUUGAGACUGUUUGCUUGGCGUCUAUCCUCAACGUGACAGCGCUGAGUGUGGAGCGUUACAUCGCUGUGGUGCACCCGCUACGCGCAAAGUAUGUCGUAACGCGCACCCAUGCUAAGCGGGUCAUCCUUACGGUGUGGGGUGUGUCGGUGUUGUGUGCUUUGCCAAACACAAGUCUGCAUGGCAUUGCCGUCCUUCACAAUCGCUCCACCGGCCCUGCUGGGAACAUAACCGUGGAGAUCCCUGACUCAGCGAUCUGUAUGCUGGUAAAACCGCACUGGAUUUACAACCUGACUAUCCAGGUGACCACCUUGCUAUUUUUCAUGCUGCCCAUGUUCACCAUCAGCGCUCUCUACCUGCUCAUUGGGUUGCAGCUGAAGCAGGAGAAGAUGCGUCAGACACUGGAGGCGAAGACGGGCUUUGGACAGGAUAGCUUCUGUAACAUCCGAACACAGCAGCAGAAGGCACGGCGCCGGCAGGUCACGAAAAUGUUGUUCGUUUUAGUGGUGGUUUUCGCGAUCUGCUGGGCCCCGUUUCACACUGACCGCCUCAUGUGGAGUUUCAUCAAUGACUGGACUGACAACCACAUAGAAAUCUUCCAGUACGUGCACAUCAUCUCCGGAGUGUUUUUCUAUCUAAGCUCAGCAGUCAACCCAAUCCUGUACAACCUCAUGUCCACACGCUUUAGAGAAAUGUUCAAGGAGGUCAUGUGCCAUCGGCCACAUCACAUCGCUCCAAGAAAACACUCGCUCAGUGUUACCCGGGUGACGCUCCGCAGCACCCUGAGUGAUGCGCCACCCAGCAAUGGAGCCGCUGUUGUUGAAACAGAGGCAGAAGAUGAAGUGAAGAUGAGAGAUGAAACCUGUUUUUCGUGUUAGAAACAACAUAAAGGGUAUCUAAGGGGGGAAAUGUUAGUAGGAUGUCUUGGUGUUCCAUUCUGAUUCACUGCAUCCAUCAACUGUCGUCAACAUCCACUUCUGGUGCAUUAGCUAAAUAGGCUACCUAAAAUAGUCUGAGUGGGAGAUCUGCAGAAAAAGUGCUACUAUGCUGCUUUUGAAAACUUUAUAAGUAAAUCAGCAAAUCACAUACUUUUAUUCAAACACGCCUGGGCAUGCUUAGAUUCACGCUCAAACCCGAGGAAAUGAUGCAGGAAUGCACACUUGUCAUCUUAAAUUUACCAGCAUAGAUAACAUCCAAUGUUCAGUGUAUGGAUUUAAAUGAAAACCCACUUUUUGUAAGUUUACAAAAAUCCUGGCAUUUAUAACGUAGGUACGGUCACACACACACAUGCAAAAUUAACAUUCACCUCCCGUUCACUUCCAUUCUAUGCGAGCCAAGAGGCGAAAAUGCAUUUGCUUCUGGAGGCGAAGCAAGUUUGCAUCUUUGCUUUCGAAAUGUCGUUUGACUUUGGUGAACUUUCAGGCGAAUAUCUCCUCGGCAGACGAUAGUCACUCGCCUGCAUUUGCGAAUGUGUGACCGUGCCUUAAUGCUGCAUUCACACCAAAUGCGAAGCGAACUUUUUGCACGGUGUGAUUGCAUACAAAGUCGAUGCAAAGAGGCAAACAGAUGCAAAAGGCGCAAAGGACGCAAAUGCGUGAAAUUUGCGUCAUUCGCGCAAGUCUAAGUAUUUCAACUUGAGAGAUAAAUAUGCGCGACGCUGAAAGUCUAUCAGCGUUUAGAUUCACCUCCUGCCGUCACUGAUGUCCUGAUGCUGUUGAAUCAGAAAUGGAGGAAACAAAUAUUGUAGCUGUCUGUGAGCACCCAGAGCUACGAUAGUACCUCAUAUUUCUCAGAUAUAUAUUUCCAGACGAAACUCUACGUGUAUUAAUUAAUGUGUAUAAUCCACAGACUGUAUGGUAUAAACAACAACGUCACUGUCGUAUUUAUGCCUAGAUGACGUUAUACAAUGUUAGCAUAGCCUAGCACUGAUCGAUUCGAACUCCAUUCAGAAAUGCAAAUGUUUGCUUGUCGUCUCGCGGACAGAUCUGACAAAGCACUUUUUACAAAUUUACAUCAUUAUGCAGUUAUUUGGACAUAAUAUUGAUCUGUUUAUUGCAAUUAAAAAACAGUACAAUCUGUUUAUUUUUAUGGUAAACCAGAAUAAUCUAGCCGACAUGUGGCUUGCUAGAUACAGUGAUUAAGGCUCUCUGUUAUGAACCGAGACACGACAGCGUUUGGUUUUCCGAUGUAUCUGGGACUUCCACAACAUGUACAAAACAGCAAUAUUGGUUAUUUCGGCCAUGGUUGAUGAAACAGUGCUGGUGUCUACAUGGAGGUAAGUGUCUAGCGCGAGUAAUGCAUGAAAAUGAACACAAAUGAUCCUGCGGUCAAACUCACGGAAGAAAGGCGAGGCAAAAAUUCACUGGUGUGAACGCAGCAUAAAGCCAUGGGCUCACUACCAACGUCAGGAGCGCGUGGCGUCUGCGUCGCGUGGUGGCUGCGUGAUGCAGGAGUCUGGUGUUCACACUAGA